UGGUUCUUGUUUAAAAGCACUUCUCCUUGGAGUCGUAAGUAAUUGAAAUCAAGUGAAACGCAUAGUUGUUCUUCCUCUAUAUCUAUCCCGCUCAUCGUAUCUGCAGAAAAUGGGAGGUGAAGAAAAUGUUAAGCAUCUCGAAGACUGCUCCGUUUCCAAUGCAUUGGGCACUUGGGUAUUCUCAGUUGCAGGAGCUUUGCUGGCUAUUCCAGUGGGGAUAAAGCGUAAAUCUCUGGCACCCCUUGUAUUUUUCGGCACCACUGGUACUAUGUUGGAUAUUAUUAUGGGAAUUAGUGCUUGCGAGAGGGAACACGCAGAGCGCCAAAUGAAGCUACUUGAAGCGCAAAAUGAUGCUGCUGAGACUUCUUUGGGUGAAACAAAAAUUGAUUCAUAACCAUUAUCUUGAAGUUGUCGGCAUUGUCAAAUUUGUUUGGUCAUAACUGUAACAAAAUGCAUUUUUCUGGUAGUCCAUGGUCAAAUUUUCUUCUAACUGAUGCUUUUAUGUUGGUCUUUAUUGGUUUUUCCUCCAGCAGUGUAGACCAAAGAAGGUGGAUAAGGAUUUCUUUGUUCAUUCAUAAAGAUUUCUGGGAUGUUUUAUUACAUUAUGUUUCCUAUAUAAUGAUGGUAAAUAAAAAAAACGCUCUUGCUGGCUCCUA
Messenger RNA from Cajanus cajan (pigeon pea), 656 nucleotides. RefSeq lists its product as uncharacterized. The record is from RefSeq and is a predicted model, not a curated record. NCBI's taxonomy places the organism in Eukaryota, Viridiplantae, Streptophyta, Magnoliopsida, Fabales, Fabaceae.